Messenger RNA from Drosophila rhopaloa, 1056 nucleotides. Its product is annotated as RNA polymerase-associated protein RTF1 homolog. The transcript has a single exon. Gene Ontology annotation, molecular function: RNA polymerase II C-terminal domain phosphoserine binding; DNA binding. The record is from RefSeq and is a predicted model, not a curated record. Gene Ontology annotation, cellular component: Cdc73/Paf1 complex. Lineage: Eukaryota; Metazoa; Arthropoda; Insecta; Diptera; Drosophilidae. The coding region runs from base 93 to 926 and encodes 277 amino acids.
UUCAUUUUUGGUCCUAGCAAAUCUCUAAAGUCAGCAAAAAUUGUUUAAAUGCUUUUAGCGCGCCAUUUGGUGGAGCAGAGCAAACCGUUUGAAUGUCCAUGUCCGGUCGGCAGACUCGUCGCCCGGCGGCGGAAAUAGUCCGGGAAUUGAGGCGAUUGAGGUCCUCGCCCUUGCGGAUCGACGACGAGGACGAGCGGUGGGCGGAGGGACACGAGGGGGCCCCCGCCCCGGAUGUGCCCGUGGCCAGUCGCCGCGAGUUGGAGCAGCUGCGCCUGAGUCGCCACCGGAUCGGCCUGCUCCUGGUCCGGCCCGCCUUCGAGCAGGCCGUCACGGGAUGCUUCGUCCGGGUGAACAUCAAUGGGCGGGAGGAGCUGCCCGACUAUCGCAUCGCCGAGAUCCUGGGCCUCGGCGAACUGGACAUCGGCUACAAGGUCGAGGACAUACCCACAAAUGUGGCGCUGAAGCUGCGCUACGAAGAUCUGGUGAUGCACCACGAAAUCAACGACAUCUCGAACCUGGCCUUCACCCACGGCGAAUUUGAGCUGUGGCGCGACAAUUGCGUUAACCAGGCCAUCAGUCCACCCACCACCCACAGGGUCACCCGCAAGAAGAUCGAGCUCUACAACGCCCUGCAGUGCGAGGCCAAGGUGCUGGCCACCACCCAAAAAAGCCUCCCCUUCGAGCUGAGGCAGCCGCAGAAGCGUGGCAUCAUGGAGCGGCACGGCGGCGUCUAUCCCUGGCCCUUGAAGCACCCUCUGCCGCUGAUACCGCCACCGCCGCCCCUGCCACCGCCGACGAAUCCGCCCCGGGGUCUCACAUACCGACCCGAGAUAGCGGACCCCAAACCCAGCGAUCCCAGAGGGGAGGAGUGGCAUUCUGGGGCAGGAGCACUGGCAUCCCCAAAUUCCCAUCUGAACGACAAGUGAAACGCCUUUUGUACAUAUGUACAUUUGGCCAGUUGUGGGUCAACUUUCUACAAGCCAUCGACAAUUAUUAGUAUUAGUAUAUGUUAAUCCAAAAUAUUGUAACAUAUACUAUUAAAUAAAUACAUUUAAC